AUGGCUACUCUAUACGAACGCUUGCCUAUCGCUCCUGAUCCUUCUCUCCAGGAGCCAGCAGGAGAGUCUGAGUUGGACAGCCUAUCUCACCGGCCUAGUCACUCUGACCUGGGCACUGACGGGACUAUGCCUUCUCGUGGUACACCGCCGGAUUGUUACGAAUUACCGAAUGACACUCAUCCUCGCGACAUUGACUAUAUGGGUUACUCUUCUUUUGAUGACAUCACAGCCGCCUUUAUCCGAAGCUGUUCUCCUUCUCCCUUUAGCGACGACGAUGACGACCAUACUUUUAUCGAUUUACACGGAGCAAGAACAUCAACAUCCCCUCCCACUCCCGAAUGCGAUGGUUCGACAGCGACAAUAGGCAUGUUCGAGUUGGAUUUUGGUGAAAAACACGAAAGAGCCCCGACAUUUCUUCCCCAUCUGAGGGAAGUGUUUUACGACACGAAAUCUUACGAAGCACCACCGGAUGAUAAACUCCCUCCCCGUCGUCGACGAAGACUUCCCGAGUUUGCAACGAUCGAAAAUGAAGAAGAAGAGGACAAUACGUUGAUUGUUUCUCGAUCCGAUGGCUACUUCCACCUAGCGUGCCCUUUCUACGUCGCCUAUCCCGAGAAAUACAAGUCUUGCCUUCUGCACUACUCUCUUCGGUCUAUUGAGGAUAUUAUCCGGCAUGUGGCUCAACACCACAAGGAGCCACCGUACUGCCCUAUAUGCCGCCGGGAAUUCGACAGCCCGUCGGUACGUGACCAGCAUAUACUCAUGAGAAAGUGUACGUUCCAAAACUCUCAUGAGAUCGAUGACAUAAACGAACGGCAACCGUUUUGGUUGCACAAGCGGGAUACGGUACAUCUAGGCGAGCAAAGACGCUGGCCACGUAUCUGGGAGACUAUCUUCCCUACCGACCUGUCACUCAAGUCAUCUUAUCUCUAUGAGAUCAAGGAUAGAGCAAUGCCCAUGAUAAACAACUAUUGGGGAAAUGCGGAUACAGUCAUGUCUAACGAGCAACUAAACGAUAUACCUCGCCUCUAUUCAUUGAUUUUACAAAUCCUAGGGGCUUUCUGUGGGGUGGCCUCAGGUUAUUCAUAUAUUGAACGAAAGAAGAUUAAGAUUCAAGAUAUCGUGUUGGGUGGAACACAUUGCCAACCGAUAUCCUAA
Clonostachys rhizophaga is the source of this 1158-nucleotide messenger RNA. NCBI's taxonomy places the organism in Eukaryota, Fungi, Ascomycota, Sordariomycetes, Hypocreales, Bionectriaceae. The record is from the annotation of a GenBank genome assembly.